ACUUGAUAUAAAUAUCUUCAAAUUUGAUUAUUGUGAAUAGUGAAGAUGCCGCAGGCAGGAAAAGGAUAUAAGGAAAGGGAUAACCUGUACAGGCUGAUUAUAAGCCAGUUGUUUUAUGAUGGAUAUCAAACUUUAGCAGUGAGUUUGUCAAAUUUGCUCAAAACUCAACCUCCAUGUCCACCAUCUGAUCGUCUGCUAGAAAUUGUUACUCUUGGUUUAAGGACCGAAUUAGAGCACAAAGAACAUGAUUCCAUGCGAGCAGAUACAGUCAAUGUUGGCAUUGGUAUUGAUCUUGAAUAUGCAACGGAAGCUCCUUCUUUAGCUCCAGAACCAGCUUUAUAUGAAACUUGUUAUGUUACUUCUCACAAAGCUCAGUGUCGUGCUGGAGCCUUCAGCAGUGAUGGUCAACUGGUCGCUACUGGUUCUCAUGAUGCAUCUAUCAAAAUCUUAGAUGUUGAUCGCAUGCUUGCAAAAAGUGCUACUCCUGCAGAGGUGACAGCUCAAGAAACUGCUCAGCAGAAUAUGGAAACACAUCCUGUUAUUCGUACUUUGUAUGAUCACAUAGAAGAAGUCACCUGCCUGGAAUUUCAUCCCACUGAGCAGAUUUUGGUAUCGGGGAGCAGAGACUACACAGUAAAGUUUUUUGACUACUCGAAACCUUCAGUAAAGAGAGCUUUUCGAACAAUACAUGAAGCUGAAAUGGUCAGAUGUUUAGCAUUGCAUCCAUCUGGGGAUUUUAUUUUGGUGGGCACUCAACAUCCUGUGCUGCGUCUGUAUGAUGUUAGAACUAGUCAGUGUUUUGUGAGUGAUCAGCCAGGAGAUCAGCAUAAGGGUCCCAUCACAAUGAUUAAGUACAGUCCAAAUGCAAACAUCUAUGCAACUUGUUCCAAAGAUGGGGAUAUCAAGCUCUGGGAUGGUGUCAGCAAUCGCUGUUUCAAUACAUUUCCUACAGCUCAUGAGGCUACAGAAGUGUGCUCUUUACAGUGGUCACGAAAUUCCAAAUACUUGUUGAGCAGUGGUAAAGAUUCUCUUGUAAGGCUUUGGGAAUUAUCAAUGGCUCGCUGUUUAAUAGCUUACACAGGAGCAGGUGCUAGUGGAAAACAAGUUCAUCGUAGUCAAGCUGUAUUUAAUCACACAGAAGAUUAUGUUCUUUUUCCUGACGAAAAAACGACAAGUUUAUGCAGUUGGGAUGCACGAAAUGCAGAACGUCAGCGCCUGCUCUCUCUUGGUCACAAUAACAAUGUGCGCUACAUUGUGCAUUCUCCCACUGGACCAGCUUUUGUGACCUGCAGUGAUGACUUUAGAGCAAGGUUUUGGUACAGACGAACUGAAUCUGGGGAGUAAAUAUGUUCAAUUUCAAAAGAUUUGCAUUAGACUCUCAUGUGUAACCUUCCAAGAAUAAAUGUUUUACACUUUGCAACUUUUCUUGGAAUUGAUUUUAUCGUAAACAUAUGAAAUUAUUUUAUUGCUAUGUACUGACAAAAUUCAAACAUAAAGUUUGCAAAGGAUGGUUCACCUUUCAUGUAGAAGUGCUGUUUUGACUUGUUACUUUGAAUGCUGUGUGUUUUUUUUUAAUAUGAUUUUGUUUUCAUAUAAAUUUAGUUAUAUUUUUUUCUAAAACUUUUAGUGCUUGAGCUACCAAGAGAUAUGUUGCUGCCAAUUCUGUACUGCUAGGGUUUUGAUAAAGCCUGCAAAAGCUAGAAAAAAAUAAAUAUGAUUCAUUUUAUAUAGUUAUAUUUGCUAUGUAUUAUUUUCUCUUUCUUUUUUUUUAUUCGUUUUCUUCCUUGACAUGGCAACAUAUUGAUUUAAAUGAAUAAUUGUAAUUUUGUUUUACAUUUUAAGUUUGUGACUUGUUUUUUAAACUUGAUUUCACAACAAAAUAUUU
Uloborus diversus is the source of this 1885-nucleotide messenger RNA. RefSeq names its product cleavage stimulation factor subunit 1-like (gene CstF50). Gene Ontology annotation, biological process: mRNA 3'-end processing. Lineage: Eukaryota; Metazoa; Arthropoda; Arachnida; Araneae; Uloboridae. The record is from RefSeq and is a predicted model, not a curated record. Bases 46 to 1344 code for a protein of 432 amino acids. The transcript is spliced from 13 exons. Gene Ontology annotation, cellular component: mRNA cleavage stimulating factor complex. Gene Ontology annotation, molecular function: protein binding; RNA binding.